AUGAAUACCAUUCGUAUCUAUUUCCACUGGGGAUACCAUUCACCGGACGAAAACGUCUAUUUAUUCGACGGUAAUCGUGAUGUGGACUACCUGUUGAACUUGUGCGAGGAACUGGGACUCUUUGUCUUGGCCGCUCCGGGACCUUAUAUAUGCGCCGAAACUCAAGGUGGAGGCUACCCGGCUUGGCUUAUUGCGAAACGCGACCUCAGAAUACGACAUAACCAGUUCAUGCUGUGGCGCAAGUACGAUCCCAAAUUCGCCGCCUACGAAAUUCAGUGGCUGAACCAUAUCCUUCCUAUUCUCGGCAAACACCAAAUCACCGAUCAGGCUCACGGCAAAAAGAGGUGCGUCCUCGCUGUUCAAAUUGACAAUGAACUAUUCGAAACCCUCGGUCAUCUCCUUCCUGUGGGUCUACGCGAUCAGAUGCGCGUGCUUGCCAAGGCAGCCAGAGACGCAGGAAUCACCGUGCCUUUAUUCACCAAUGACGGGUUUGAAGAAGGUGGAUGGAACCCACGCAAACAUGAAAAAAGUCAAGGAGCCAAGCAGAAAUUCGGCAUUGAUCUGUACGGGUUCGAUAAAUAUGUUGUCUUUCCUCCUUCCAGCUCACCAAAGACUUGGUUGAUCAAUGCAGAUUCUAUGGCCGAUGCGUGGGGCGAAUGGAGCGUAAAACAAAUGGAAAAAUCGAUGGAUGGCUUGGAAAAGAAGGUGCGCGGAUUUGGACAUGGUGCAGCCGAGUCGCCACUAUUUGUCCCCGAACUCCAAGGUGGAUGGUUUAACCAUUACCAAUUGAAUCAUACUUAUGAUACGAUCUAUAACUAUUUUGGCGAUCAUUACACUAAAAUUCUCGUGGAAACCUUACUGGCUCAAGGUUCAAGCAUGAUAAACCUUUAUAUGGUUUAUGGAGGUACCAACUGGGGGAUGCUUGGCGAUCCCGAUGUGUAUACUUCGUAUGAUUACUCGGCGUGUAUUCGGGAAUAUGGUUACAUGUCUUCUCGCGGCCGCUUGCUUCGGCAAACGAUUUUAUUCGCUCGUUCCUUCGAUCCUUAUUUCACCAAAACCGACCUGGUACAACAUGCUAGCGUCAAAACCUCCAUCCCUCAUGUAUUGAAUCGACAACGUGUGGCCGUCGGCGCCGAUCAAGCCGUGGAAUUCAACUUUUUCCGUAACUUUGAUCGCAAAAAGCGUGAUAAUUUCGAAGUCUCGGUCCGUUACAACGAUCAAGCUUUCAGUUUAGGCUGUCACUUGCCCUACAAAACCUCGUUUAUUGGCAUUGGCAAUUAUCAAACGGCCAAUGGUCUGCAUCUCAUUGUAUCCACCGUUCCAAUCCUUGCUCGCAUGUUACAUCCGAACGGCAACGACGAGGUCUGGGUCGUUGAACCCAACGAGAUUGGUGCGAUGGCGUUUAUGAAGAAAGCCUUGAGCAUGACCGGCAAUAUGCAAAACGAUGUGUGGCGGCAGGAGGGCCAAGUCAUGAUAUUGACAUUUGAAAAAACCAACGGAUGGACCAAACUCGCUACCACCACCGGCAAUCUCUAUCUUGUUGGUUUGACCGGUGAGGAUGCGAAAACACUGUACGCCGAAUUUCAAGAACCUUACUGGAAUCAGGGAGUCAAACGUUCUCCAGCUUUUCUUGCCUGGGGCGCAGACGAUAUGUUUUACAACCCUCAUGAUAAGCACCUGGAAGUCAAUUAUCACCCGUCGAAUCGAAAUCUUCAAGUAUUGUCCUUUGAUACGUCGACCGACCGUCGUUUACUUCACAACUUCAAGGGCGUGUACGAACAGCUCCCCCUGGUCCGUACCGCAGAUUUGAAACAACAUGCCCAUCAACAGUUCCCGCUGCCGAUUGUGGUGUCCUUAAGUCAUUGGGAAGCACGUCCCGUCUACUUUGAAAAACUACCUUGGCAACCGUUGAUGCACCGUCCUCAUGAUGGUCGUCUGACAUGGGACUCGUUGGAUUAUCAUUUUACCAGCGGCCAUACGGUGUAUCAAACAACGUUUCUUACGCCAUCUCAGCAACAGCCCAAAGUGAAAUUAUCCCUCAAUGCCCGCCAUCGCAGCACGGUGCUCCUUAACGGGCGCAUUGUCGGUGGCCACACUACCUAUUCACGCCAACUGUUUGCUCCCGGCGCCAAAAUUGGUCCUGAUCCAUGGUUCCUAGGAUCGCAUACUUACGACCUGUCCCCCUACUUGUCUCGGGAAGGCCGAUUGGAAAACCAGCUCGUCAUUCUGGUGAGCAACUUUGGGUUGCACCGCCAAGCUUUCGUCAUGGACGAUGUUCGUAACCCGCAUGGAAUCAUCAAGGCCACUCUCAGUGGACUUUCGCACAAUGAGACGCAGCGAGCUCAAGAUGCAUGGCAAAUUGCCGGUGUGGAUGUGCGCAAAUUGGAUAAUCCCUUUAAUACCGUCGGAGUCCCCGAUGAACGUGCAACAUUGCCUUGGACUCAAUGCAACGGUGUGCAACAGGAAAAAUCGAUGUAUCGAUUCCCUGUGCUUUUAGACGAUGGCGCACGAUGGAUGCGAUUCCGAUUUGAUCACGGCCUCAAGAGUGCUAGCGCCAGUUUUAAUAUUCCUCUUCGUUUGCAUCUGGAAGGACAAUGGACCGGUUACAUUUACUUGAACGAUCAUCUCAUGGCGCGUUAUUACGGCAACGGAGACAGUCCUCAGCACGACUUUUAUAUUCCGGAGGGAUGGGUGCAAAGGCGCAAAAACGAAGUGAAAAUGCUGGUUUAUACAUGGCACGACACCGAAGCCGAGAUUUCGAUUGCGGGCUGGCCUAUUGAUAUGGAAACAGGAAAUUUACUGAAGGAUCACGAAUCGGGACAAAAGGAAUACAUGGUAUGGAAGGAUCAAUUCCAUGUCAUUUAA
Radiomyces spectabilis is the source of this 2865-nucleotide messenger RNA. Its product is annotated as glycoside hydrolase superfamily. Gene Ontology annotation, biological process: carbohydrate metabolic process. Gene Ontology annotation, cellular component: vacuole. Bases 1 to 2865 code for a protein of 954 amino acids. The record is from RefSeq and is a predicted model, not a curated record. Lineage: Eukaryota; Fungi; Mucoromycota; Mucoromycetes; Mucorales; Radiomycetaceae. The transcript has 4 exons. Gene Ontology annotation, molecular function: beta-galactosidase activity.